AUGGCCCCGGCCGGCGCGGCGAGGCGCGACGAGUCGCCGGCGGGUGCGAGAGGGACGCCGCUAUGCGCCGCGCCGAGCGAGCCGGAGCGCGGCAAAAACAUCGGCGCGGUUAUCGCGCGCCCCCGGCCCGCACCGCACCCCGCCCCGCCCCGCAUUAACCUCGUCGGCGGGGGUCGAGUCGCCCGCUGCCUCGUCUCGAGCGCCUUCGCUCGCUCUGUGAACGCGCCCGUUCUCUACUAUAUUGGCCCUCGUCGAUCGCCGUCGGCCCUCUGUUGUUUGCUCCUUCCGUCGUUUGUACCGUUCGACGCGCGUCGCGAACGAGCCGCGCUGACGAUUGAUUUACGAGCCGAGGACCCACUUCUUUUUGAAACGGAUCUGACCGGUCAGAACAGCAAUGACUCUGGCGGCAGUGGUGGCGCGGGGCGCUCGUCGACACCGCACCUGAGGCCGACGCCCAGCCCCACCGGCUCCAGCGGAUCACGAUCCAUGUCACCGGCUGUCGGCACCCAGAACGUUCCGAUGCCGCCGCGGCCGUCGUCCUCGCUGUCGGACGGCGGUGGGCCUGCGGUGAGGGGCGUCGGCCCCGCCGGGCCCGGAGCGCCCGGCGCGAUGGUGGCGCAGCCCUACCACCACGCGUACAAGGCGGCCCACUACCCGCCGCAGCCCUACGGCUACCCGCCGAGGAACCACCACCCGUACCCGUACGCGGGCUACAGGCCCGCGCCCCCGCCCCAUCCGCCCCAGCACUAUCCACCGCUCAAGGGCGCGCGGCACAUGGGCCCGCCGGGCGAGGCGAUGCCGCCGCCGGUGGCGCCGGGCGAGCAAGACAACAACGGCCCCGCUGCGCCCGCCACCGCGCUCGUCACCACCGGCCCCGACGGGGCGCCCCUCGACGAGGGCAGCCAGCAGAGCACGCUCAGCAACGCCUCCGCAGCAUCGGGGGAGGAGCAGUGCGGCUCGAAGGGUCGCAAGGAGGUGGGCGCCGGCAGCGCUGCCCCUUCGCCGUCGCCCGGCGGCGGCUCCCACUCGUCGAUGCACGACGACUACGACGCGCCGGCCGCCUGGCCAAGGCCCCCCUCCAGCCCCGUGUUUAACAGUCACAUACCGCCGGAGUCCUACAGAUCAAAGAAGUCGGACUCGCUGGGCAAGCUGUACGAGAUGGACGACGCGCCCGAGAGGCGGGGCUGGGUGGAGAGGCUGCUCGCGUUCAUGGAGGAGAGGCGCACCCCGAUCGCCGCCUGCCCCACCAUCUCCAAGCAGCCGCUCGACCUCUACCGCCUCUACCUGCUGGUGCGCGACCGCGGCGGCUUCGUCGAGGUGACGAAGAACAAGACGUGGAAGGACAUAGCGGGCCUGCUGGGCAUCGGCGCCUCGUCCUCGGCCGCGUACACGCUGCGCAAGCACUACACGAAGAACCUGCUCGCCUACGAGUGCCACUUCGACCGCGGCGGAAUCGACCCCCAGCCCAUCAUCAACCAGGUCGAGGCGUCCACCAAGAAGAAGGGCGGCAAGUCCAACAACACCGCCAGCGCCGGGUCGUCCAACUCGCAGGAGUCGUUCCCGGGCGGCGGCACGCCGGCCGCCGGCGGCGCCAUGGACGGCUACGGCGCGCAGUACGCCGGCUACCCGCCGCCCUCCAGCCAGCCGCAGGGUUACCAACAAGGUUACGGGUACGAAUAUGGAUCUCCAUACCCAUCAAAUAGGCCUGUUUAUCCUCCGUAUGGGCCCGAGGGUGACAGGGCGUACGGCACCGGCGAGUACCGGUACGGCGGCUACGCGGGCGGGUACCGCGCGGGCGCCCCGCCGCCGGCCGGCACCCCGCCGCCCGCGCAGCCCUACCCGGACUACUACCGGCCGCAGCCGGCGCCGCACGCGCUGCCGCAGCACCCGCCCCACCCGCAGCACCCGCCCCACCCGCAGCACCCGCAGCACCCGCCGCACGCGCAGCACCCGCCGCACGCGCAGCACUCGCCGCACGCGCAGCAGCAGCCGCCCAUCGAGAUGUCGGGCGGUGCGCAGCAGUCGGUCGGUAACCUAAUGAGCUCGCAGCUCGCGCGGCAGCUGGUGGCGCCGCUGCCGCCCAGCGCGCGCCCCUACUACGGCGGCGGCAAGGGGGGGGGCGCGGGCGGCGCGGGGGCGGGCGCGGGCGCGGCGGCGGCGGCGGGCGGCGCGGCGGGCGGCGGGCCGGCGGGCGCGCCGCGGCGCCACCCCGACUUCGCCAAGGGCGAGCCGUUCGCCGCGGGCGGCGCCCGCUUCCCGGCCGCGUGGGGCGGCGGCUUCGCGCGCUCGCCGGCGCCGCAGCCCGCCUGGCGGCCGCCGAUGCCCGCCGCGCAGCCGCCGCCCUGGCCGCACCAGCCCUACCAGCCGCAGACGCCGGGCGGGCCGGCGUGGGGCGCGCCGAGGCCACCGCUGGAGCUGCCACCCGCCGCGCCGUCGCCCGGUUCGGUUCCGGGCGUAGGUGCUGGGCAGAUCAAACGAGAGUUAACUUUCCCUCCCGAAUGUGUGGAGGCGACAGUGCCGACCGGUGAAAAACGGCGGCGGCUUACCAAAGCCGAUGUCGCACCCGUGGACGCGUGGCGCAUCAUGAUGGCUCUUAAGUCUGGAUUACUCGCGGAAACGUGUUGGGCCCUCGACAUCCUGAACAUUUUGCUCUUCGACGACAACUGUAUAGGUUACUUCGGACUGCAGCACAUGCCCGGUCUCCUGGAUCUGCUGCUGGAACACUUCCAUAGGAGUUUAAGCGACGUAUUCGACGCGCCGAUACCCGAGAACGAGCCGUGGUACGCGACGCCCACCGCGCCCGAACCUCCCGCCAAGGUGCGCCGAAGAGUGGAGCCGCCCGACCCCGGCGACGGCGUGCGUCUGCUCUCCGGCGAGAACUACACCUUCCAGUCGAGGAGGCGGCACCCGGUCGUGUACAAGAGCGACGACGACCUCUUCGCGCCCGACGACUGCGAGUCGGACGGCGAGCGCGUGGAGGACGUGCUCGAGCCGUGGCAGUUCGGCGGCGACUCGGCGGGCGCCGCGCACGUGGUGCCCUGCUUCCGCGGCGAGUUCCUGCCGCUGCCCUUCGUGCGCCUGCUGCCCGGCGAGCGGCCGCCGUCGCCGGCGCGCGCCUCGCCGCGCCCGCGCCCCGCGCCCGACGCGGCCGCGCCGCGCUCGCCCGACGCCGCCUCGCCGCCGCCGCCCGGCGCCGCCGGCGACGCCGACAACCUGGAGGCCGAGCCCAUGGAGCUGGAGCCCGAGCGGCGGCCCGCGCUGCUCGUGCGCGACCCCGCCGGCGUGCUCAAGCGGCGGCGCCUCGAGGACUACGAGGACGAGUGCUACACGCGGGACGAACCCAGUUUGAACCUUGUGAACGAAACGCGGGACGCGCUCGCGAAACGGUGCAUCGCGCUCUCGAAUAUCCUGCGCGGCCUCACGUUCGUGCCCGGCAACGAGGCGGAGUUCUCCCGGUCGAGCGCGUUCCUGGCGCUGGCGGGCAAGCUGCUGCUGCUGCACCACGAGCACGCGCCGCGGGCGGCGAGGGCGCGCGCCUACGAGCGGGCGGCGCGCGACGAGGCCGACGUGGAGGCGUGCUGCUCCAGCCUGCGCGGCGAGGGCGAGUGGUGGUGGGACACGCUGGCGCAGCUGCGCGAGGACGCGCUCGUGUGCUGCGCCAACAUCGCGGGCAGCGUGGAGCUGGCGGGGCAGCCGGAGGCGGUGGCGCGGCCGCUGCUGGACGGGCUGCUGCACUGGAGCGUGUGCCCGGCGGCGGUGGCGGGCGACGCGCCGCCGGCGGCCGCCGCGGGCUCGCCGCUGUCGCCGCGCCGGCUCGCGCUCGAGGCGCUGUGCAAGCUGUGCGUGACGGACGCCAACGUGGACCUGGUGUUGGCGACGCCGCCGCGCGGGCGCGUGGCGCAGCUGUGCGCGGGUCUGGCGCGCGACCUGUGCCGGCCCGAGCGGCCGGUGGUGCGCGAGUUCGCCGUCAACAUCCUGCACUACCUGGCGGGCGCGGGCGGCGCGGCGGCGCGCGAGGUGGCGCUGCACGCGCCCGCCGUGGCGCAGCUGGUGGCCUUCAUCGAGCGCGCCGAGCACGCGGCGCUGGGCGUGGCCAACCAGCACGGCGUGGCGGCGCUGCGCGACAACCCCGACGCCAUGGGCACCUCGCUCGACAUGCUGCGCCGCGCGGCCGCCACGCUGCUGCGGCUGGCCGAGCACCCGGAGAACCGGCCGCUCAUCCGUCGCCACGAGCGGCGCCUGCUCUCGCUCGUCAUGAGCCAGAUCCUCGACCAGAAGGUGGCCCACGAGCUGGCCGACGUGCUGUACCACUGCAGCCAGCGCAGCGACCUCGAGCCGCACCACGAACAC
Iphiclides podalirius (scarce swallowtail) is the source of this 4350-nucleotide messenger RNA. Lineage: Eukaryota; Metazoa; Arthropoda; Insecta; Lepidoptera; Papilionidae. The record is from the annotation of a GenBank genome assembly.